GCAGGCGCAGAGCACGCGUGGUGCCGGAGGAACUUGAAGCGCGCGGUUCGCUCUUCGGAGCUCCGGACCGGCCAGUGCGGCGAAGGCAUCAUGUCAGACAACGAGGACAAUUUCGAUGGUGAUGACUUUGACGAUGUGGAGGAGGACGAAGGACUAGAUGACUUGGAAAACGCCGAGGAGGAAGGUCAGGAGAACGUCGAGAUCCUCCCCUCUGGUGAGCGACCGCAGGCCAACCAGAAGCGUAUCACAACUCCUUACAUGACCAAGUACGAGCGAGCCCGUGUGCUGGGCACCCGGGCUCUCCAGAUCGCGAUGUGUGCCCCCGUGAUGGUGGAGCUGGAGGGGGAGACGGACCCUUUGCUCAUCGCCAUGAAGGAACUCAAGGCCCGGAAGAUCCCAAUCAUCAUUCGCCGUUACCUGCCAGAUGGAAGCUAUGAAGAUUGGGGCGUGGACGAGCUCAUCAUCACCGACUGAGCAGAGCUCCUGGACUGUGCCUGGGCACCAUUUCUAUGCCCACUUUCAAUAUGUAAAUAAUAAACAUCCCCCUCCCGUCC
This is a messenger RNA of Onychomys torridus (southern grasshopper mouse), 554 nucleotides long. It is a transcript of the gene Polr2f, whose product is annotated as RNA polymerase II, I and III subunit F. The record is from RefSeq and is a predicted model, not a curated record. Bases 91 to 474 code for a protein of 127 amino acids. The transcript has 5 exons. Lineage: Eukaryota; Metazoa; Chordata; Mammalia; Rodentia; Cricetidae. Gene Ontology annotation, biological process: DNA-templated transcription. Gene Ontology annotation, molecular function: DNA-directed RNA polymerase activity; DNA binding. Gene Ontology annotation, cellular component: RNA polymerase III complex; RNA polymerase I complex; nucleus.